Molecule: messenger RNA, 2325 nt
Organism: Medicago truncatula (barrel medic)
Lineage: Eukaryota; Viridiplantae; Streptophyta; Magnoliopsida; Fabales; Fabaceae
Product: protein FAR1-RELATED SEQUENCE 5-like
Exons: 4
Coding region: 1-2325 (774 amino acids)
Molecular function (GO): zinc ion binding
Source: RefSeq, a predicted model, not a curated record
AUGGAGAUAAAUGAAUGUCAAUCAGUUGAAAUUGAUGGAUGCAAAGAUAUUUUUCUUGGUCAAGUUGUGAAUAACAAAGAUGAAGCUUAUAACUUAUAUCAAGCACAUGCCUUCAAAACAGGAUUUAGUGUAAGAAAAGGGAGGGAGUUAUAUUAUGAUAAUGAGAGAAAAAUCACCCGUUUUAAAGAGUUUUACUGUUCCAAAGAAGGGUUUAAGAAUAAUGAAUAUGGAGGUGAAGUGGCUUAUGAAAGAGCUGAUUCAAGGGCAAAUUGCAAAGCUAUGGUGAGGUUUAAUGUUAGCAAGGAAGGAGUUUGGAAAGUUACAAAGUUUGUAUUAGAUCAUAAUCAUCAACUUGUACCUCCUGAACAAAGACAUUUGUUGCGGUCCAUGAGAAAUAUGUCAAAUGUCAAAGGAGACCUCAUAAAGUCUAUGGUGAAUUCUGGUAUACGAGUUACAAAUAUUUGGAAUUAUUUAGGGGAAGAGGUCGGUGGAUAUAACAAUCUUGGUAUAACAUUGAAAAAUAUGCAUAAUUAUGUCUACACUGAAAAGUUGAAAUUGAUUGAAGUUGGGGAUGCUCAAUCUUUAGUAAAUAACUUACAAAAUAGACAAGCACAAGAUCCUAUGUUCUAUUACAGUGUGCAGCUAGAUCAGGAAUCUCGUUUGACUAAUGUCUUUUGGAGAGAUGGUAAAUCUAAAGUUGAUUAUGAUUGCUUUGGGGAUGUUGUGAUAUUUGACACUACUUAUCGUACCAAUAAGUAUGACAUGAUCUGUGCCCCAUUUGUUGGGAUAAAUCAUCAUUGGCAAAAUGUCAUGUUUGGUUGUGCUUUGUUGUUGGAUGAAACUUCAAUUUCUUUUAAUUGGUUGUUUAAAGCAUUUUUAGAGAGUAUGGGAAACAAACAACCAAAAACAAUAUUUACAGAUCAAGAUCCAGCUAUGGGCAAAGCAAUUGGAGAAGUAAUGCCAAAUACACGUCAUCGACUGUGUUUGUGGCAUAUAUCAAAAAAUGCUCCUUCACAUUUGGGAUCUCUCAAUUCUAAUAACAAGUUUCAAAGCUUAUUUAAUAAAUGCAUGACAGGUUGUGACUCAGAAGAAGAAUUUCAAACCACUUGGGAUGAGAUGAUGAAUACAUAUCAACUUCAUGGUCACAAAUGGUUAAGAAGCAUGUAUGCAAUUCGCGGCAAAUGGAGCACGGCAUAUAGUAAUCAUGUAUUUUCUGCUGGUAUCAAAUCUUCUCAAAAAAGUGAGAGUACAAAUAGUGCUUUGGGAGAUAUUGCAGGAAAAACAACAUGUCUCACACAAUUUUUAGUGGCAUUUGAGAAGAUGGUGAGAAGGUGGCGACAAUUAGAGGUUGAGAACGAAUUCAAAAAUAGUCAGAGUGCGCCUCCUCGUGUUAUAAACAGUAGUGAAACUCUACGACAUGCAUCUGUGGUAUAUACUCACAAAAUCUUUACACUUUUUUUAAAUGAGUAUCUUAAUGGGGCAGGUGGAAGCACUUCCGUGGAGAUUGGUCGAUGUGAUCAUGUGUCAUAUCAUGAAGUUGUGUUAAACAUCAUCCCCAAUAAAAAGUAUAUCGUGGCUUUGGAUUCAUCCACUUCUAUGGUUAGCUGCAGUUGUCACAAGUUCGAAUCGAUGGGCAUUCUUUGCAGUCAUGCUUUGCGGAUUUACAAUAUUAAAGGUAUUUUAAAAAUACCUGACCAAUACAUCUUAACAAGAUGGUCAAAAAAUGCAAGGUCUGUGAUUUAUGAGCAUGUAAAUAAGAGUUCAGAAGAAGAUUCGACCUCCAAUUCAAUGUCUGAUGGUGAUGAUUCCGGUCUUCUUUACCGCAACGCUAUUCUGAAGUCUUUAUACAAUUUAGUUUUGGAAUCCCAGGAGGACAAAAAAGCACAAAAAAUCAUGUGGGAAUUGCUUGAUGUUGGAGUUAAGAGGGUUCGAGAAUGUGUCAGCAAACCUGACUUAAAUUCAACUAAAGAAAACAUUGAGAACAAUUUCUCACAAAAUGAGGAUAAUGAAAGCUGUACAAUUUUGAAUCCUCGUUUCGCAAAGACGAAAGGAAGGUCUAAGAAACGUAAUGAAGACUAUGUAAGUAAUUCUCAAGUGGGUGGAGUGGCAAAUGUUCAAAAUUGCACAAAUGAACAUUAUACAAAUGUUUAUCCUUCAUUUGAUGCAUCUCGACAGCAACAACAUCCUUCAAGUUGGGGUUUAAAUGCUACAUCAACUUCAUUUAGUAACUUGCUACAUGGAAUGAACUCGUUCAAUUAUUUCAGCCAGGAAUCUUGUAAUUUUGGUCAGAUACCUCCAAGUAGCAAUUAUCAAGGUAGACAAUGA